Molecule: messenger RNA, 3657 nt
Organism: Moesziomyces antarcticus
Lineage: Eukaryota; Fungi; Basidiomycota; Ustilaginomycetes; Ustilaginales; Ustilaginaceae
Product: p-loop containing nucleoside triphosphate hydrolase protein
Exons: 1
Coding region: 1-3657 (1218 amino acids)
Biological process (GO): double-strand break repair via homologous recombination
Cellular component (GO): Smc5-Smc6 complex
Molecular function (GO): ATP hydrolysis activity; ATP binding
Source: RefSeq, a predicted model, not a curated record
AUGCCUGUCACUUCUCGCAGGUCGUCUGCAUUGCCACCGCCCUCUCCCGCCACUUCGCCUCGGAAGCGCCAUCCUCUGGCUGAGGAGACCAAUCUCAACAUGAAACAGUCGCGAUCGCAGGCCGAUUUGGGCCCCCAGCAGCAGCAGCGCAAGAGGAUCAAGCGGUCGCCUUCCCAAGACGCUCUUCCCUCUUCAUCCCCGCCAUCCGCCUCGCAGGACGCAGAGACUCGAACUCCACGCCAGACUCGCAGCCAGAACGGUCCUAGCUCCAGCUCGCCAGUCAAGCGCAGAAGAACGUCGCCAGAACUAACACCGAACGCCAACGGCUCCCCCUCGCGUCCACGUCGGUCCGCUGCCAAUGCACACAGCGCGUCCCAAACCAACGGCACUCGAGCGCCGGAGACAGAUGACGAGCUAUCCGACAACGACGAAGAAGAAUCCCUGGACGCCGAGCAAGACGAUGCACCCUCGGCUGCUGCCGACUCGGCACAUGCCGCCGACGCAGAUCACCGCCAGGAUCGCUCGCCAGACGGCUACCUGCCCGGCGCCAUCCGCCGCAUCGCGCUCUCCAACUUUCUCACCUACGACUCGGUCGAAUUCCACGUCGGGCCCUACCUCAACCUCAUCUGCGGCCCCAACGGCACCGGCAAGAGCAGUAUCGCCUGUGCCAUCGCGCUCGGCCUCGGCGGCGCACCCGCCCUGCUCGGUCGCGCCUCGCAGCUCGGCUCGUUCGUCAAGCGCGGCGAGACGCAAGGCUGGAUCGAGAUCGAGCUGCAAGCCGCGCCCGGCGACACCAACCCCAUCAUCAAACGCACCCUCACCACCGCCAGCAACAAGAGCGACUGGUUCCUCAACCGCCGCGCCUCCACCAAGAACGCCGUGCUCGAGGCGGUGGCCGAGUUCAAAAUCGACGUGGCCAACCUGUGCUCCUUCCUGCCCCAGGACAAGGUGCACGAGUUUGCCAAGAUGACCGACGCCAAGCGGCUCGUCGAGACCGAAAAGGCGGUCGGCGGAGAGCGCCUCGUGCGCUGGCACGCCAAGCUCAGCGCGCAAGGCAAGCAGGCCGCCGAGAUCGCCACCAAGCUCAAGGAGAGGCAGGACGAAAAGGCGCACCUCGAACAGCGCAACCAGGCGCUCCAGGUGGACGUCCAGCGAUUCGAGGAGCGCAAGCAGAUCCAGGAGCGCAUCGAGCGCCUCGAAGUCAUGCUCGCCAUGGCCGACUACAACCGCACCAAGCGCAACGUACAGGAACUCCAGCAGGAGCGCGAUGCGCGUCGCCAGCAGCUCGCCGAGAUUGCGCAGCGCGGCCAGCCCGUGCGCCAGAAACGCACCGAGCUCGAGGAAAAGACGACCAAGCUCAACCUCGAGCUGGAGCGCCUCGAGAGCGUGUAUGCCAGCGACGACAAGAAGCGGCGCAGCCUCGCCAAGACCGUCGAGGAGCUCGGCGGCGAGAUCGAGACCAAGCUCACCGAGGUGGGCAUGCUCAACCGCAAGGACGAGGACCGCACGCGGCGCCUCGCCGAGCUGCGCAGGGAGAUCGCCGAGCGCUCCGCGAGUCUGGGCGACGAGCCGGGUGCGCAGGAUACGGCCGAGGUGGAGGCGGCCAUGCGCGCCGUGCGCGCCAAGCAGGACGACUGCUCGACGCGCUGCAACGACAUGCAGCGCCAGCUGCAGGACGUGCGCGUCGAGAGCCAGACGAUCGACCGCGGCAUGCACAACUACCGCGAGCAGCUGGCGCAGCUCGACAAUGUGCCGCAGCAGCGUCUGGAGAAGAUCCGGUCGGCGGACGAGCACGUGUACCGUGCGACCAUGUGGCUGCGCGAGAACCAGCACCGCUUCCGCAAGCGCGUGCACGAGCCCGUGCUGCUCGAGAUUGCGCUCAAGGACCAGCGGUAUGCGGCGGCGGUGGAGUCGUGCAUCCCGUGGGUGGUGCAAAAGUCGUUUGUGUGCCAGACGCGCGAGGACUACGACACGUUUACGCGCGAGCUCAUCGACACACAAAGGCUGCGCAUCACCGUCGCCGAGGUGGAGGGCAUCGCGCUCGACAGCAUGCGGCCCGAUGUGCCGCGCGAGCAGCUGGCGGGCGUGGGCUUCGAGUCGUACGUGAUCGACCUGAUCGACGGGCCCGAGGACGUGCUGGUGCAUCUGUGCCGACAGUCGCAUCUGCACCGCAUGCCCAUCACGCUCAAUCCCAACGUGGAUGUGGAGCGCAUCGAGCGCUCGGGCAAGUUCCGACGCUUCAUUGCGGGCGGCGAGAACUUUACGAUCAACGUCUCGCGCUACGGUGCGGAUGUGCGCCAGACCGUGUCGCGGCGCAUUGGGCCUGCGCGCAGUCUGGUGGAUGCGGUGGACCGCGAGCGCCAACGUACGCUGUCGACCAAGAUCCAGGAGCUGAGCGACAAGAAGAAGCAGCUCGAGGCGAGUACACGCGCACUGCUCAAGAGCGACCAGACGCUCAAGGCGGAGAAGGCGCGGUACGACGAGCGGCUAGAGGAGCUGCAGCGCGAGCGGCGCGACAAGGUGGGCGCGCAGAAGCAGUGGCAGCGCGAGCGUGCGCUCAUCGAGGCGCGUCGGCGCGAGUUGCGGGACAAGGAGCGCGAGCCCUCGCGCGAGGAGAAGCGCGCACGGCUCAUGAAGGAGGUGCGCGCGCUGGCGCAGCGGCGUGCGCACAAGGCGCAGGACCUGUGUGCGCAGGUGGUGCAGAUGAGCAAGGUGGGCGAUCGCAGGCAUGCGGCCUCGCUGAGCAAGUGGCAGUGGGACGCGUGCGGCGUGCUGAUCGAGAAUGCGCUGCGCGACGUGCACGAAGCAGAGCGCGAGGCAGCAUCAGCGUUGGAGCAAGCUCAGGCGGCGCAUGUGCGCGCACGCCGCGAGGCGGCCGACCUGCGCGCGCACGUCCAGCGUCUCAUCGACGAGGCCGGCGAUCUCGUUGCCGGCUUGGACCCCAACGAUGACGAGCUGCUCGACACCGAUCGGUGCAGUGCCGAACUGCGCGCCGAGCAGAGUAAGCUCGAUCUGGCCGAAGGCGUCCGACCGGAGGUCAUCGAGCAGUACCGUGCUCGGCAGCGCGAAAUCGCCUCGCUGACGGACGAGCUCGAGGCGUUGGGGGAGCUUCAGACGCAGACCACUGCGCGCAUCGCCUCGCUGCGUGCCAAAUGGGAGCCUCUGCUUCGACGCCUUGUGGGCCAAGUGUCUCGCCAAUUCUCCCGUGCUUUCGAUAGUAUGGGACUUGCGGGCGAGCUGCGCAUUGUCGAGGAUGUCGAUUUCGAAAAGUGGAAGCUGGAAAUCAUGGUCAAGUUCCGCAACGCCGAAGAGCUCGCUCCGCUCUCUGCGCAACACCAGUCCGGAGGCGAGAGGACGCUGAGUACGAUCAUGUACAUCAUGAGUCUGCUCCAGCUGUCUCGUUCGCCCUUCACACUGGUGGAUGAGAUUAACCAGGGUAUGGAUCCGACGGCGGAGAGGGUGACGCACAAUCACAUUGUGCAGCUGACCUGCCAGGAGCGGGCGAGCCAGUACUUUUUGAUCACGCCCAAACUGCUCCCGGACCUGGCGGUUCACCGGAGGCAAAAGGUGCUGCUGGUUAAUAACGGCGUGUAUGCUCAGAAGAGGUUUCAGCUCGGUCCGAUCUUGGAGGCUAGGAGGAGAGCCACAAGGGCGUGA